Molecule: messenger RNA, 1589 nt
Organism: Tarenaya hassleriana
Lineage: Eukaryota; Viridiplantae; Streptophyta; Magnoliopsida; Brassicales; Cleomaceae
Product: leucine-rich repeat extensin-like protein 6
Exons: 1
Coding region: 140-1387 (415 amino acids)
Molecular function (GO): protein binding
Source: RefSeq, a predicted model, not a curated record
UAAAUCAUAUUGGGGAUUUUGCCCCCACAAAGUCUCCACCUUCAUCAAUGCUUCAACCAACCACACUCUGCAAUAAUCUCACAACACAAACCCCAUUAUUAACCCUUAAAAUCACUCCACAUUCUCGCUCUGUCAACACAUGCUGAAGAAAGAGAAAAUGGCGAAGAAGAAGAAUAAAGUCUCCGCCUUUAAGCUUCUGGGUUUCGUUCUGUUUCUGGGUUUCGUUCACAAUGGCGAAGCCUCAUUCGUCGACGGCGGCGGCGGCAUUGGAGUCGGAAUCAGCGGCGGAGCUGACGGAGCUGUAUGGAUCGGCGGUGGAUACCCUAAUGGGGUUCCGGAUUCAGCUCCGAAGCAGCAGAACAGUGCGUAUGAUGCUCUGCAGAUAUGGAAAUCCGCCAUUAAAGAAGAUCCUUCUGGUGUUCUUAAGACAUGGGUCGGACCAGAUGUCUGUUCUUACAGAGGGGUUUUUUGUUCUGGUUUGAGUGUGACCGCCAUAGAUCUCAACCGUGCUAAUCUCAGGGGCACCAUUGUCAAAGAGCUCGCUCUUCUCUCAGACCUCACCAUUCUCCACCUCAACAGCAACAGAUUCUCUGGACAACUCCCAGAUUCCUUCAGAACCCUAGAUUCUCUCCAGGAACUCGACCUCAGCAACAACAGAUUCUCCGGUCCUUUUCCAUUUGUCACAAUCUAUCUCCCCAAUCUCGUUUACCUCGACCUCCGGUUCAACAAUUUCACUGGACCGGUCCCCGAAGAUCUCUUCAACAAGCGGUUAGACGCGAUUUUCCUCAACAAUAACCUGUUCGACGGCGAAAUCCCCCAGAAUCUGGGAAAUUCUCCGGCUUCGGUUAUCAAUCUCGCUAAUAACAGAUUCUCCGGCGGUAUUCCGGCGAGUUUUGGCCUAACCGGCUCGACACUGAAGGAGAUUCUCCUCUUGAACAACCAGUUAACCGGUUGCGUACCGGAAUCUGUCGGUUUGUUUGGUGAAAUUGAGGUUUUCGACGUCAGCUACAAUUCCUUGAUGGGUCAUGUCCCCGACACGAUCUCGUGCUUGUCCGAAAUCGAGGUUCUGAACCUCGCCCACAACAAAUUCUCCGGCGAACUACCAGAUCUGGUCUGCUCGUUGAGGAAUCUGAUGAAUCUGACGGUCUCCUUCAAUUUCUUUUCUGGGUUUAGCUCAGACUGUACGAAGCUGUUCUUCAGGGACGUCGGAUUCGAUUUCGCCGGAAACUGUAUUCCCGGCGGAGAUAUGCAGCGGCCGCCGCCUGACUGCUCAGCGAUUCCCGGCGGAUCGUUGAGUUGCCUGAGGAUCCCGGCGCAGCAAUUGUUGUGCGGUUCGAUAAGCGUGGGACUGAAGGAGGGAAACAGCAACUACACUUCGUCGCCAUGAGAGGGUAAAGGUCGAAGCUUUUUCUCUUCAAGAUCCUUUUGCGAUCCAAAUUUAUCGGUUAAUUAAUUAAUCAAUUAGUCGAAUUAAAUAUUGAACGCUCAGCUUAUUCAUGAUUCAAAUGUAAUGUGAUCGAAUCUUGCUAAUUAUUUUUUGACCAUGGAAGAACAUCUUGUUGGAUAUGAUUAGUAUUGAGAUUUUUUUA